UGGUCCUAGCAGAACCCUGCUGGUCUGUUCAGCCACACCCCUGCGGAUCGCCUCCUGUCUGACUGGACCUCUGAGCCAUGGCAGGUUGUUUGGACUACUUUCUCCCGACGAGGGCCAGGUAGUGGGUCAAUCAGGGAAGGUGCUCCGGCGAUGUGUGCUGUGAUUGGUCAGUGAAGCUGAUCCAAGAUGGCGGCCGCCAUCGCCAGCUCCCUGAUUCGUCAGAAGCGGCAGGCGCGGGAGGCGAGCGGGGAGAAGGUGGUGAGCGGGAAGAGGAGGUCCUCCCCCAGUAAGGAGAAGCGGUGUGGGAGGCAUCUCCUCACCCUGCUCUCCAACGCCCGCUUCUGCUCCAACAAGAAGAAACCUGUCCACCGAAAGCCAGAGCAGCUGAAGGGGAUCGUAACGCGGCUCUUAGGUGAACACGGCUUCUACCUCCAGAUGCAGCCCGACGGAACCGUUGGCGGCAGCAAGGACGAGAACAGCGACUUCACUCUCUUCAACCUGAUCCCGGUGGGUCUGAGGGUGGUGGCUAUGCAAGGUGUGAAGGCUGCACUCUAUCUGGCCAUGAAUGGAGAGGGCUACCUGUACACCUCGGAUAUCUUCACAGCAGAGUGUAAGUUCAAGGAGUCAGUGUUUGAGAACUACUACGUCAUCUACUCCUCCACACUGUACCGGCAGCAUGAGUCCGGGCGCGCUUGGUUCCUGGGCAUCAACAAGGACGGAGGCAUCAUGAAGGGGAACCGAGUGAAGAAGACCAAACCCUCCUCUCACUUUGUACCACGGCCCAUCGAAGUGUGCAUGUACAAGGAACCGUCUCUCCAUGAGAUUGAGGGCCGUCUUAAGGACUCGGAGCUGAACAUGGAGGAGGGCGAGAAGGGAGGAGAGGAGGAGGACGGGGAGAAGGGAGGACAACAGGACCUGCAGCAGGUGGACACUACCCGGCAGGAGGCCUCGUAGCCCACAGCACCUCCCCCGCCACACGCACACCACAACCGCCACCCCGGUUGACAUGUUGACAACCACCGCGGUUACCAUGACGAGGAUAACGACAACCACAGCUACCGUGACGACCAUCACUACCCCGUUGACCAUGACAAACACCACCACUGUAACAUGACGACAACCGCCAUCGCGGUUCCCACUGUUCCCACAUGGUUACCAUGACGAUGACAAACACCACGGUUACCACCUUAACCAUGACAACAACCCCUCCAUGUUUACUAUGACAACACUGCCACCUCCAUUAGAAACGUUACCAUGAAGACACCCGCCACCACCAUGUUUACCACCAUGGCCAUGACAACAGCGUCAACCAGAAUUACCACGAUUACCAUGACAACCACCGCCAUUACCAUUACUAUAACAUUAUGAUGACACAGACGACAGCAGCCAAUAUUGUUACCAUGACAACAAAAGCCACACAUGUUACCAUGGUUACCAUGACUACCAUUACCAUGACGACUGCCACCCCAUGACCCGUCAGCGACAAAACACAAUUAAAAGCAAAAAUUAAGAAAAAAAAAUCCUCUUCUUGCCUGUGCUCAAAUGUUUAAAAAAAAUUGAACUAAUUUUAUUUUGAGGAUAGUAAGAAGAACUUUGAUCACAUUUUAUGCAAAAGCCCUGGUGAGACCACCCAUCAUCGCCAUGACGACGGAGUGAGAACUUGAAGCCAUGUUAGGUCCCAAACUGCACUUUCUCCCCCACUACUAGAUGUUGUACAAUAUGUAUACUAAUAGACCCUCACCAUCAUCUCUCAUUGGGGUUAGGGGUCGGGGUUCCCAGAUAAAAGGGGGGGGGGGGGUUAGCAGACACUGCCUAUAUAACUGAAUGGUGGGGGCGGGGGGGGUAAGUACUGUGUUGAACUAGGAGAUGAUGAGUAGUCACCCUUCUAGACCAGAGUCGACACCUUUAAAACCUGGAGACCUAGACCACGCUAGGCUUUAAACAUGAGGACCUAGACCAAGAGAGACCUUUAAACCUGUCGACCUAGACUAAACCAGACCUUGAGACCCAGACCCAACUAGACCUUGACAAAGCUGACCAGUUAGACCCAGCUUUAGAGCUAGGCCAGCUAGACCCAGCUUUAAACCUAGACCCAGCUUCAGACAGACCCAGCUUUAGACAUAGACCCAGUUUCAGACAGACGCAGCAUCCCAGCUAGACCAAGCUUUAGACGCAGACCCAGCUUUAGACAUAGACCCAGCUUCAGACAGACCCAGCUUUCGACUGAGACAAGAACUUUAGAACUUUGAGGCGCCUACGCAUGAAGAGCUUUCAGCGUUGUCAGCAUGGCCAGCAUGGCCGGUUGAGCUAGCCCAACCUGGCAUUGACGCUGCCCUAAGGGAAGAGGUGAGCUUGGAUUCCUCACUUUGAUGCUGCGCUCAAAGUUUAAACUACUUAAACUCUGACAAGCUGGACUCUGAAGAGCGUCCAAUCAGAUGACUGCUUCAUUUGAUGUUCUAAAACAUAUAGAAUCUCAAUGCUAAUGAAUGCUUCAUGAGCCCAAAGGGCUGAGCGCCCGACUGCUGGCCGGCUCGAUUGUAAAGGCCCAACUUGGACGCUCAUCAUGUGUUGACCGCAAUAGACCUAAAUCAAGCUUUAGACCUCUAGACCUAGACCAAGCUAGACCUUUAGAGCUAGACCCAGUUUUAGACCCAGAGAGUAGGUGUGGUCCCUUGCUACAACCACACAACAGGAAGUAGUCGUGGCGACAGGGCCGUCCUUCCUGGGGUCUUUCUGAGACGUCAGGGCGGAGAGGUCGGAGGUCAUGAAGGGUGACCAUCAGUCCCUAGUUGAUGUGUUUUCAUUUCAUUGGUCACCGAGUUACGAAUGGAUGAACCAAUCAAAAGCCAGGUCUUACUGCCUCUGAGAUCGUCUUCCAAUAGGAACCGUAUGAGGGGGGAGGGAUGGGAGGAACCUGAUAUUCACUUUACUUUCUCCCCAGGGUGUCUGAGGCCUCAAUCUGUAGUAGCCAAUAGGAGCAGAGCGCAAUACAAUUAGAAUGUUUCGAGGUCUUAUGCCACUCCCCUCCCUCACCCCAUGAAGCACUGCCGCCCCAACCAUGUGAUGAUGUCAUAAUCAGGCGACGCGUGUGGUAUUUUUGUUGCUUCUGAGAAAUCAUUUCAUAACUGCAGCAGGAAGACAAAGAAAAUAAACAACAAAUAAAACCAA
Messenger RNA from Gadus morhua (Atlantic cod), 3168 nucleotides. Its product is annotated as fibroblast growth factor 12. Gene Ontology annotation, molecular function: growth factor activity. The transcript has 5 exons. The record is from RefSeq and is a predicted model, not a curated record. Bases 187 to 954 code for a protein of 255 amino acids. NCBI's taxonomy places the organism in Eukaryota, Metazoa, Chordata, Actinopteri, Gadiformes, Gadidae.